Messenger RNA from Rhopalosiphum maidis (corn leaf aphid), 1633 nucleotides. RefSeq names its product aquaporin-like. Gene Ontology annotation, molecular function: water channel activity. The record is from RefSeq and is a predicted model, not a curated record. The transcript has 8 exons. Gene Ontology annotation, cellular component: plasma membrane. Gene Ontology annotation, biological process: transmembrane transport. Bases 314 to 1282 code for a protein of 322 amino acids. Lineage: Eukaryota; Metazoa; Arthropoda; Insecta; Hemiptera; Aphididae.
CCUCGCCAUCACCCCCCCCCCACCACACAGUAGAUCCUACGAAAGCCCUCGCCAACGCCCCGGCACGCGUGUACCACCCGUCGGACGAGACGACCCGGUGGCGCGGCGGCGGCGGUCCCCAACACGGUUCACUAUCCGUCCGCUCGUUUAAAACCGUGUACGCGUGUGGUGCGACAAAUCAGAUCGCUGUCCGACUCGUCGCCGGCAACAAGUAAUAAUAUAAUAUUGGCGAUCAAAAUAUAAUAUAGUAUUAAACUGUAACCGCGUUAUAGCCUAUUACAGGCAGACUGCGGACGUUUUUACACCAGCGCAGAUGACCGACAGAACAUCGGCAUCCAAAGAGGAAGAACACUGCAUUGAUUGGAUCGACCUUGAAGACGUUCGAGAUCAAGAAAAAAUUUGGCUAAAAAGAAUGAUGUCAACUGAUAAGUUCCUUGUACCAGGAAAUGAAGAGCAGAAAAUAAGUAGCGUUGUGUUCGAAGCGCCGAUGUCUGAAUUGAAAAGUAAUUAUACAUUUGAUUCGUUACAAGAAAAAUCAUUGGCAGGUACGGCUGAACAGAACCAAUUAUAUGAACGUCAGCCAUGGCAGAAACUUGUAUCAAUAUUCUUAGCUGAACUGUUUGGUACUGCAUUUUUAAUGUUCUUUGGUUGUAUGGGAUUAGUUCCUAAAUAUCCAGGCGGUGAACUUGGUCAAUACAGUGGUGCUAUUGCAUUUGCUGGAAUUGUAGCUGUUACUAUUGUUAUUAUUGGUCGCAUCAGUGACUGUCAUAUAAAUCCGUGUGUUACAUUGUGUGCAUUAUUGCUCGGUAAAUUACCAAUAUUAACAUCUAUUGUUUAUUUCACUGCUGAGUUUUUAGGAGCAAUCAUCGGUUAUGGAGUGUUAGUGGCUAUUUCACCUUAUAAUAUAUUGAAUUCAUCAGAUUCUGGAGUUUGUGUAACAAGCCCAGUUGUUGGAUUAACUACAUGGCAAGCCCUUUUAAUUGAAGCUAUAACAACUGGAGUUUUAAUACUUCUAGUAUGUGCUGUUUGGGAUCCUAAAAGUGGUAAUGGAGAUUGUGGUUCUCUGAAAUUUUUAGUUAUGAUAUUCCUGACAUCAGUUGUUGUUGGCCCCUUCACUGGAAAUAGUUUGAACCCAGCACGGUCAUUAGCACCAGCAAUUUACAACAAUUCAUGGAAUAUGCAUUGGAUAUACUGGGUUGGUCCAUUCUCCGGAACAAUAACAUCAACACUUUUCUACAAAUAUAUUUUUAUGGCAUUAGAUAAUGAAGAACGAGAAAAAUAAAGUGAUAUUGUUUUUUUAAUAGACUUAGUAUCACAUAUAUGACAGCGCUCAAAUUCAGUUCCGUUGUACUUCUUUUACAUUACAUGCUGAAGUCAGUAUAAAAUGUGUUCUGAAAUAUUCUUUAUGAUACAUUCAUCUCUAUGAUUAAUUAUCUACUUAAUUAUUUUUUUAUCUCCAUCAAAUUAUUUAGUCUUUUAACUGUUUGAUUUAAUUCUACUAGAUUUUUUUUCCUACUGUAUAUGAGUUUUCUUUAUACAUAAGCUAUGUAUACUAUAUACAUCAAGCUAUCUACAGUGUUGUUUACUAACAGUAUUAUGUAGAUUUAUUUAAGUAAAAUUAACUGAUAUUUAU